AUGCUGCAGGUGCCGGCCGUGCUGUGCGUGUGCGCGGCCGCGUGGUGCGCUCAGGCUGCCGCCGCGCUGGCUGCGGCCGGGGGGCGGGCGGACGGCGCCAAUUUUCUGGACGAUCGGCAGUGGCUGACCACGGUCUCGCAGUACGACCGCGAAGUCGGGCAGUGGAACAAAUUCCGAGACUGCAAACUGGAGUAUCAGGCAUGUGUCUUGGGAAAGCAGGUCUUGGUCAGAUGCGAAGGGCAUUGCCCGUGUCCCUCAGAUAAGUCCACCAGUACGAGCAGAAGUGUUAAGAGAGCGUGCAGCGGCCCGGAGUUCCGGGAAGUGGCGAGCAGGCUGCGGGACUGGUUCAAGGCCCUCCACGAAAGCGGAAGCCAAAGCAAGAAGGCAGAAGCGUUGCUGCGGCCAGAGAGAAGCAGGUUCGAUACCAGUAUCUUGCCAAUUUGCAAGGAUUCACUCGGCUGGAUGUUUAACAGACUUGAUACAAACUAUGACCUGCUGUUGGACCAGUCGGAGCUGGGAAGCAUCUACCUUGACAAGAACGAGCAGUGCACCAAGGCCUUCUUCAACUCCUGUGACACGUACAAGGACAGCCUGAUAUCCAACAACGAGUGGUGCUACUGCUUCCAGAGACAGCAAGACCCACCUUGCCACACGGAGCUCAGCAGCAUCCGGAGGCGGCAGGGCGAGAGGAAGCUCACGGGGCAGCACGUCCCGCGGUGUGACGAGGACGGCUACUACAAGCCCACGCAGUGCCACGGCGGGGCCGGGCCGUGCUGGUGCGUGGACAGGUUCGGGAACGAGGUCGCGGGGUCCCGGAGGGACGGAGCCGCCGACUGCGCUGUCGAUUUUGAGACGUCUGGAGAUUUUGCGAGUGGAGAUUUCCAUGAAUGGACGGAUGACGAGGAUGCCGAAGAUGACCUUAUGAACGAUGAAGAUGAAAUUGAAGAUGAUGAUGAGGACGAAGGGGACGAUGAUGAUGGUGGUGAUGACCACGAUGGGUACAUCUGA
Molecule: messenger RNA, 1008 nt
Organism: Propithecus coquereli (Coquerel's sifaka)
Lineage: Eukaryota; Metazoa; Chordata; Mammalia; Primates; Indriidae
Gene: SPOCK3
Product: sparc/osteonectin, cwcv and kazal-like domains proteoglycan (testican) 3
Exons: 7
Coding region: 1-1008 (335 amino acids)
Molecular function (GO): calcium ion binding
Source: RefSeq, a predicted model, not a curated record